AAUAAGAAGAACAAACAUAACAAAUUAAACAACAAUAUAUAGCCAAUAAUAAUUAAUAUUAAUUCUAAUAUGGCCUCACCAAAAACCCUCACCACCCUAGCAGACGAAAACACAUUUGAAUCUCGUUUUAUUCGUGACGAAGAUGAGCGUCCAAAAAUUGCGCACAAUAAUUUCAGCAACGAGAUUCCAAUAAUUUCAAUUGCUGGAAUUGAUGAGGCAAAUGAGCAAAGAGAAGAGAUAUGUAAGAGGAUUGUGGAAGCGUGCGAGGAAUGGGGUAUUUUUCAGGUUGUUGAUCAUGGUGUUGAUACCAAACUCAUAUCAGAGAUGACACGUCUCGCUAGAGAAUUCUUCGCUUUGUCACCGGAGGAAAAGCUUCGUUUUGAUAUGUCCGGUGGCAAAAAGGGCGGUUUUAUUGUCUCCAGCCACCUCCAAGGAGAAGCAGUGCAGGAUUGGAGAGAAAUAGUAACAUAUUUUUCAUAUCCAAUUAAAAGCAGAGAUUAUUCAAGGUGGCCAGAGAAGCCAGAAGAGUGGAAAAAGGUAACAGAAGAAUACAGCGAGAAAUUAAUGAGUUUGAGUUGUAAAUUAUUACAAGUGUUGUCAGAAGCAAUGGGCUUAGAAAAAGAUGCAUUGACAAAAGCAUGUGUGGAUAUGGACCAAAAAGUUGUGGUUAAUUUUUACCCAAAAUGUCCAAAACCUGACCUUACAUUAGGACUCAAACGACACACAGAUCCAGGUACUAUUACUCUCUUAUUUCAAGAUCAAGUGGGUGGGCUUCAAGCUACAAAAGAUAAUGGCAAAACUUGGAUUACUGUACAGCCUGUUGAGGGAGCUUUUGUUGUCAAUCUUGGAGAUCAUGGUCAUAUUUUGAGUAAUGGAAGGUUCAAGAAUGCUGAUCACCAAGCAGUGGUGAAUUCAAAUCAUAGUCGUUUGUCUAUAGCCACAUUCCAAAAUCCAUCACCAGAUGCAAUUGUGUAUCCUCUCAAAAUUAGAGAUGGAGAAAAAUCAUUGCUAGAGGAACCAAUCACAUUUGCAGAGAUGUAUAGGAGAAAGAUGAGUAAGGACCUUGAAAUUGCUAGGUUAAAGAAGCUUGCAAAGGAGAAGCAAUUGCAAGAUUUGGAGAUUAGUGUCAAAUUUGAAGCUAAACCUAUGGAUAAGAUUCUUGCCUAGCAAGAUAUUAAUUGGUUCGUUUUAUAAUUUCUAUAUGGUGUUUAAUUUGUGCAUAUACUCAAAUAAAAUGGCUUUUGUCGUUUUUGCCCUUGUCUAUUUCUAGUUAGUGAAAAUUUCAUGUGUAUUUCAUGAAUUGAAAAUAAUAUUUUGCUUGUUAUCAAAUCA
Molecule: messenger RNA, 1332 nt
Organism: Cicer arietinum (chickpea)
Lineage: Eukaryota; Viridiplantae; Streptophyta; Magnoliopsida; Fabales; Fabaceae
Product: naringenin,2-oxoglutarate 3-dioxygenase-like
Source: RefSeq, a predicted model, not a curated record